AUGGCAAAUUCCUACAACCAAGGGUUGAUUGGUCCACAAAUUCCCCCUGGGCAUGCUAGUAGAAUGGACCCCAUGCACAACAAUGCUCCACUACAGUUUAAUACCAACAAAGGGAAACCACCCAUGGCUCUAGAAGGGGACCCAGAGCCUGUGAGUAGCUCAGGGAGUGGGGAGAUGAUGGGGCAGGGCUUCUACAGCAGUGGGAGUGCCGGAGGGGGCGGGGGCCUCAUGGGGAAUAUGAUGCAGGGACCGAUGAUGGGGACAGAUCCAAGCAUGAUGAUGAUGUUUAACCAGUAUGGUGGCUGGGGGCCAAUGGGACCAAACAAUCAAGACAUGUUGAUGCAGUUUAUGCCUAAAGAAAUAAUCACUCUGAAGAGUUGUGUACUUUAUCCACCUCCACCAAAUGCCCCACCCCCUACUACCAGAGAGAGACCCCCAGGGUGUAGGACAACAUUUGUAGGGGGACUACCAGAGAACGUCACAGAGGAAAUCAUAGCGGAAGCUUUCUCAAACUUUGGAAUGAUCGUCAGUAUUCGGAAGGGGAAGAAGAACUUCUGUCACAUCCGCUACGAGUUGGAAGAGAGUGUGGACAGAGCUUUAUUUUUAUCAGGAUACAGAAUGAAGAUUGAGGACAAAGAUGACAAACCCAACACAGGCAGACUCCAUGUGGACUACGCCCAGGCCCGAGACGAUCAGUAUGAAUUUGAAUGUAAACAGAGGAUGCUGGCGCGGGAGAUGAGGCAUCGACAGAGAAUGGAGGAGGAUCGACUUCGCCCCCCAAGUCCUCCCCCCACUGUACACUACAGUGACCACGAGUCAUAUGUCCUAAUGGAGCAACUAAAAUCUGAUGAUGAAUUCAUGAAGGCUGCCCAGAUUUUGAUCACUUGGUUGGAGAGAGGUGAUCUGACAAAAAGAAACGUCAACAAUUUCUACAGCAUGGUACAGUGUACUAACUCCCAGGUCCGGCGACUUCUACAAGAGAAACAGAAUCAAGAGGAGGCACUACAGAAAAUGAAGGAAAAUUUCCGAAGUAUUUUUGAAGGAAUUUUGCAUCAAUUCGAUCAGAUCGAGAAAGUCUUUAGCUGCUCACGUAAACAACGGAACUGGGAUCAUUUUAGUAAGGCCCAACGCAAGAACCUAGAACUAUGGUUCAAGCAGGCACAGGAAAUCAAACAGAAUCAGUUGGAGGAGUUUCUCAGUACACGGAUGGACGACGACAUGGAAAUGUCAGACGAGGAACCUGAACCUAAAAAGAAGAAGCCUGACGAGGCCUUCAACCCCCAACAGCUCCAGGAAUUCUUGGCAAGGGGAACAAUGCGAGAAGAGAACGAUUCCUUGAAAUGUCAGAUAGAGGCCUACAAGAAUGAACUGGAAAUGCUGAAGGCAGAGAAAGUCACUGGUAUCACAGAGAAAGACAGUCAGCUGAAGAUACUACAGCAGGCCAUGCAGGGCAUGCAACAGCAACUGAUACAAUCAAAAAUGGAGUGUAAACAGCUGGAAAAUGAACUACGUGUGGUGAAGCAUAAGUAUUGUACUAGUACCAGAUGUGAGAAUAAGGGAGAUAAAUCAGAGGAAAGUGAAGAUGGAAGUACAUCAGACGAUAAACAAAGCUCAAGUAAAAGUGAAAGUAAAGAAACAUCAGUUCCCACAGUAAGCAGUACAGGACUCACACUAACAGAGAAAGAGACCAAACUCAUAGGAUUAGUAUCCUGUUUCCUCCAUGUUCAUCCUAACGGCGCCAGUGUGGACUACAUCUGGUCCUACCUGUCCCAGUUAAACGUCAGCACACGGACCAGCGAGCUAGAGGAACUCCUGUUACGCCUCCCCAUGUUGUUCAAGCUGAACAUGAGUGGAGUGGGGGCGGGGAUAGAGAAAAAGUGGCAGUUUAUUGCGUAUUCAUCAAACACAUCAUUGCUCCCAUUCAGCUUCUCAACUUGAUUUUUUAGGUCACCUGAGUCACUCAG
Saccostrea cuccullata (small rock oyster) is the source of this 1964-nucleotide messenger RNA. Its product is annotated as ecto-NOX disulfide-thiol exchanger 2-like. The record is from RefSeq and is a predicted model, not a curated record. The coding region runs from base 1 to 1938 and encodes 645 amino acids. The transcript has 13 exons. NCBI's taxonomy places the organism in Eukaryota, Metazoa, Mollusca, Bivalvia, Ostreida, Ostreidae. Gene Ontology annotation, molecular function: oxidoreductase activity; RNA binding. Gene Ontology annotation, biological process: ultradian rhythm. Gene Ontology annotation, cellular component: plasma membrane; external side of plasma membrane.